GAUCUGUUGUUUUUGUCUUCGUUCGCGCCAUUCCAGUAUUGUUCUUGGACCUCGUUGUAGGUUGACUGAAGAGUCCUGAACAGUUCAUUUUGCCUGUUCAAGUGAGCAGUCCGUUGCAAGAUGUCUAACGAAGUGGAAUUCAACAGUUUAACCAAAGAUGAUGUUAAAAUCAGAUUCGAGGAUCCUUCUGGUGUUCCGUCGAAACCAACGGACGAAGAAGUCGCGAAGCACAGAAAAACACGCUUGAUCCUCGUGGUGUUGUUCGCCGUGGCCGUUGUGGCGAUGGUGGUAGUAGCGGUUAUUAUUAUUAUCGUAGCUCCUCGGUGUGAAAAGGCAGAAGAAGUGACGGAUACGAUGGACGAGAACUGGUGGAAAAACGCCGUCAUCUACCAAGUGUACCCGUUGUCUUUCAAGGAUUCAGAUGGCAAUAAAUAUGGUGAUUUGAAAGGCAUUGCUGAAAAGAUGGAUUACUUCACUGAACUGGGAGUUCAUGCUCUUGGAUUAAGCCCGAUCUACCAGUCUCCAAUGGCCGAUGCUGGCUACGAUAUUUCGAAUUACACCGCCAUCGACAAGGAGUUCGGAACCAUGGAGGAGUUUGAAGAUUUUCUCAAAGAGGCUCACGAGAAAGGAUUCAAGAUCAUAAUGGAGUUCGUUCCAAACCACUCUUCAAAUGAGCAUCCUUGGUUCGAAGCAAGCAAGAAGUCAAAAGAAAAAGAAAACAAAUUCAGAGACUAUUACAUUUGGCGUGUCGGGGCCGGAAAGGACAAACCACCGAACAACUGGAUCAGUGUGUUUGGUGGAAGCGCGUGGACCUACGACAACACAACAGAGCAGUACUACCUUCACCAGUUUCACAAAGAACAGCCCGAUCUAAAUUUGAGAAAUAAAGAAGUCAAAGAAGAACUGAAGAAAGUUCUAAAGUUCUGGCUCGACAAAGGAGUCGAUGGAUUUAGGGUGAACGCUGCGCAGUUCUUGCUUGAAGACGACAGUUUUAAAAAUGAGUCAACAAAUGGCAACUACAACAAGUCUGCUCCCACAUACGACAUGCUGGAUCACACACUCACAUACGAUCUUGAUGGCAAUCGAGACAUCUUAAGUGAAUUCCAGAAAGUGCUAGAUGAGUAUGAUAGUCAUCCCAUUCUGAUUGUUGAUGUAAUGGGAUCCUAUGCUGAAACUUCCAAAUAUUAUGGUAUGUCAGACAUCCCCAUCAACUUUGGUUUGAUCAACAAAGUAGACAGACAAGGCAUGACACUAGCACAAGGCAUAAGUAAAACUGUGGAGGAAUACCUGGCCAGUGUCCCUGAAGGAAAGACACCCAACUGGGUUAUUGGUGAUCACAAUAAUGCACGUGUAGGCAGCCGAUUGGGUGAAGACAACAGAUAUGCAAUGAAUACCCUUGCACUUACCUUACCUGGAGUGGCAAUGACCUACUAUGGUGAAGAGAUUGGCAUGUUAGAUGGUAACACAACUAAUCCAAAGGACAAAGAGAGAACUCCCAUGCAGUGGAACAAAGAAGCACAUGCUGGUUUCAGCACAGCUGAACCAUGGUUGCCUGUUGCUUCAGACUAUCUUACCAUAAAUGUGGACUCAGAGAAGGGUGACAAUGAAUCAUACUUAAACAAGUACAAAGAACUUAUUAAGCUAAGGAAUAACAUUGCCUUUGUCAGUGGUGAAUUUAAGGUUGUGCAUGUCGAUACUCAGGUGCUUUCCUAUGUUCGCAACCAUGGGGAUGAAUAUUUCCUUGUUGUCAUCAACUUUAGCGACAAGAUUUGGGAUCGUGAUCUUGAGAAGCUGUCUGGCUUAGGCACCGUGGUAUACGAUACUCAAUCAAAGCUGGCUGGCGAAGGAAAGGUAGAUGUGAAUAAGCUUAAGCUUAAUGUGGGCCAAGCUGUUAUUGUGAAAAAUGGAGACGAGAAGUGGCACUUUUCUUAGGAACGUUCUACAAUGUUGGUCAAUAACACAGUUUUCCAAGUUAAUUUAUCCAUAUUUGAAAUCAUGCUUUUGUAUUAUGUUCAAACAAGGACAUGUUUCUCUGUGGUGGUCAUUCAUGUUAAUUGGGGUUCAAGCUUCCAAAGCAGACUGCAACAUCCUCAGUUGAAUGUAUCGUAGUAUUAUUUUAUUUCCUUCCGUAUUUUUUGAGGAUGUUGUAUUUUGUAUCUCAUUAUUACUCCUUGUAAGCAAAGCCUUGGCAAUGCAUUAGCAUGUAAAAAAAGCUAUACAAUGGAUUGACAUUUUGAAGUUGUCAUCACGCCAUUAUCAAGUUUUUUUUUAAUCAAUUCCAAGUUGACAAGGGUGUCAUAACAACUCCAAAACGCUGUUCCAUUUUAUGGCAUAUUUUACAUGACUAUAACUCCUCUUAAAGAAAUUCUGGAUUAUUUUUUAAAUUAUUAGCAUUCACAUUCGUAAGGUGUAGUAUGCUGUCGUCGAUGCAGUAGAUCAGUAUUUAAGUUAAUACUACUUUACUCAGGGGAAGGGGCUGGCCAGAUGGUCAGUUCAUUGGCCGGCACACUUUGGGUAGUGGCAUGUUUUCUUGGAUUGUGUUCUCAGGAACAAAUUCUCACCUCACAGUGUCUUGUCUCCUGCUAGGUGUGUGUAUAUAAACAAAUGGGUAUUGAACAGGAAAAACAAAAAGGCUGGUGGGUGGAGGGGAGGAACCUUUAUUGGCAGACUUACUUAUACUAUAGGAUUGCUUCAUACUACAAAAACCAGUUUUGAGCACUGUACACUGAUGCAACAACAUAGUUUUUUGGCUUAGUAAAACCAUUACAAUGGCUUAGAUCUACCCUCUACAAUUACAUGUAGACUGAAAGAAUGUUUUCCACUUAGAAUUUGUGAUUUCUCAGAAAACAUUUCGUUAUUCACCAGCAAACUUUUGCAAGUCUACCAGUAAAGUUUUGACUCUCCUCUCUGAGGCAAAAGUGCUCACGAAUUAAAAUUUGCUGACAAAUUAAGACGUGUGAUGUCAAAAUGAUAAACAUUUCUUCCAUGCAAAUUAGUGUCCCUCGGAAGAAAAUGAAUGUUGUAAUAUUAAUUAAUAAUUGUUAUUUAUAUUGUCUUUGUUGAAAUGUUGGAAUGUAAUUUUCAUAUUAGCAUACAAAUUUACUCCACUUAAAAGCACAUGUUAAAGUUAGCAACAACCAGACUAAUUUUGAUUUAAAAGGAGAUCAUCCUGACUGGUACUGUACUUUGAUGAUUAUGGGCAGUAGCUUGCUACAAAUUUGCUCUAUCUUGUAGUCGAAAAUAUUUCCAACAACGGCGAAGGUAAAAAAAAUAUCAACUUGAAAGAUUCUAAAUUGUGAAAUGGCAGUUUUAAUUUCUCAAUAUCUUAUCACAGAUUCAAUCCAACUUCAAACUUGCAAUGCUAUACUUCUCCAAAAAACGUGUUCUAAUUUUCUCUGUAGGAUAUUUUUAUCCAAUAAAUUAUUAUAGUUCAUGGUAGCAUUUGGCAAUCUUCUAUGGAAAUCAGAAACUAGGGGUUUAUAAUUAGCUGGGAAGCUGACUCUUGAAGUGAAUAAUAAUGUAUUCCAACUUGACAUCAUAACUGAAGAGUGAAGGGUCGUACGCCACAUCCACUGUUACCUGUACCAAAAACCCUGCGUAACUAGGGGUUAUUCAGAGCAUGCCUUGAUAACAUUCAAGUCAAGUUGGGUAACGUGGAAACUGUUUGUAUUAUUGUAUUUUCUCCGACUAAGACUUUUUUAGUUGGAGUGUUAGAUUGGCUAGGAUGUGAGACUCCAAAAAAAUGUACUUGUAUUUUUUCUCAUGAAUCUGUUAACAGUAGUCCUGCCUCUAGUAUUACCUCUCUAUCAUAAAUAUUGCAAAUCAUUCAUGAUGUCAUGGGAGAAAUGACCAUGUUAGACAUCCAGAAAAUGAUUGAGUAUUGUUGGUUAUUAGGUGGGUGUAGUUACACAAUACAACUUUCUUGUGUUCAAUUUGGUUCCAUUUUGGCAAGUUUGACUUCUCAGUAAAUCCUAUGAGAACCUUAAUUUGUGAUCACUCAUGGACUAGAGUGGUUUUCAAUUGAGUGACGAAAGUUAUCAGGUAAUUACUUUGGUUGUGGUUUUACUAUGGUUUGAGAUUGGCUGAGUAGUCUAAUAUAUUGGAAAGAAAUAAUUGUUUUGGUUUACAACAUUUAAUUGAAAACCUCUCUAUUGCUGGUAAGAUCUUUAAGUUUUGAGUCUCAUUCAAAUAUGUUAUUAAGCAAUUAUCUCAGAUGGUCCAAAUGUGAAACUAUUGAAUUGAAACUUAUUAACUUUGUUAUAUUUUAAACUCUACUGAAAACAAGACAACAGGCAAGGCUAGAAUUUAAUAAUAAAGUAAGGUUUAUAAGUAAAACAAACAUAAUUAUUAUUCUAGAAUAUUUCAAGUUUGUUUAGCUAGGUGCUGCCUGGACAGGAGAGAUCCUUUGUAAAAUUGGAAAAAAACUUCCUGAUUAAAAUUGUUGCAACUGUU
Molecule: messenger RNA, 4452 nt
Organism: Orbicella faveolata
Lineage: Eukaryota; Metazoa; Cnidaria; Anthozoa; Scleractinia; Merulinidae
Product: maltase A2-like
Biological process (GO): carbohydrate metabolic process
Source: RefSeq, a predicted model, not a curated record